Messenger RNA from Arachis duranensis, 1762 nucleotides. RefSeq lists its product as uncharacterized. The transcript is spliced from 3 exons. The coding region runs from base 299 to 1306 and encodes 335 amino acids. NCBI's taxonomy places the organism in Eukaryota, Viridiplantae, Streptophyta, Magnoliopsida, Fabales, Fabaceae. The record is from RefSeq and is a predicted model, not a curated record.
AUUUAAAAUUGAAAAAGAAAAAAAAAACUGCAUCGCUCCAUGUGCCUGAGUAAAUCCAAUCUGUGUCGGAGUGACUCGUGUUUUUAGGUUCCUUCAUCAUCAUCAUCGUCCCAUUUCCACCCAAACAUUUUUAUUACCUUCUUCUUCUUUAACCAUAUUCUUAAUUCUUUCUUUCUCUCCUUUUUGUUCCUCCAAUCAUAGUGUAGAACAACUCAUAUCCACAACAUCGCUCACUAGAUCGAUCUACUCUCCAACACGAUUUGCAGGGUGCCAAUAAGAGCUAUUGUAGUAUUGGUAGAUGGCGCUCUCGGCUUCGAGGGCAAUGUCAAAAGGUGUAGUGAUAACAGUGCCUGUGUUGGUUCUUUCUGCUUUGGUGGCUGCUGUAUUUUUGUUCUUCUUGUUUUCCUCUCUGUCCUCUUGCUCCUGUCCUUCAACUUCAGGCCCGCCUGUAAACCCCAUCGCCAACGCCGUGAGUGUUGGUGGCACUGUGUCUGAUUCUGGCAGUGGUGGCUUUACUCUGUCAACAAGGAAGGAUGAUGUUGAGUGGGUGAAAAAUCAAAUCAUAGCAAACGGGCUUCAUAUGCAUGACAAUGUGCUUCGCAAGGGUAUUAACCCUCGGACUAGGGCUCAGCAACUUGAGGAUCUUAGACAAUUUAAGGGUAUAUCACACUAUGAGGGGGAUGGAUCAGAUAAUCACACUGCCCUUCCGUGCCCUGGGGAACUCCUUGUUGAAGAACACCAUAGCAACUAUGGCGAGCCUUGGGCAGGUGGAAGAGACGUUUUUGAGUUUCUUGCUCAAGCUAGUCAACUCCGACCCGACUCACAGGUCUUGGAGAUAGGUUGUGGUACGCUCCGUGUUGGUUUACAUUUCAUCCGAUAUUUAAAUCCUGAACACUUUCAUUGUCUCGAAAGGGAUGAGCUCUCUUUGAUGGCUGCAUUUAGAUAUGAGCUUCCUGCCCAAGGCCUCUUACACAAACGACCUUUGAUAGUUAAGGGGGAGGACAUGGAUUUCAGUAAGUUCGAUUCUGCCACAGUGUAUGAUUUGAUUUAUGCUAGUGCCGUGUUUAUUCAUAUGCCUGAUAAGCUCGUGUGGAUUGGAUUGGAAAGAUUAGCAUCUAAGUUGAGACCUUAUGAUGGACGAAUCUUCGUAUCACACAAUAUUAAGUUCUGUUCGCGAUUGGGUGGAGAGGAAUGCACAAAGAGGCUCACAAGCUUGGGGCUUGAGUAUCUUGGGAAGCAUACGCACGAUAGUUUGCUAUUCAAUCACUAUGAGAUAUGGUUUGAAUUUAGACGGUCAAAGGCUUAAAAAUUUAGCAAUUUUAUAGAAUGAAGCAUUUGAUAUAGCUCCGAAUUGCCUCAACUUGCUAAAUGUGGUUACGAUCACGAAGAAAACUCUUCAGCAAUGCAAUGAUGUUCUUGCUUCAAGUCUGGAGAGGUGGCAGUUUUACUGCUCAGUUUUUCAUCAAGUGCCUGAAAUCUGUAUACUCAUUUCAACAAUGCUAAAGAGAAAAAGGAUCAUCUGUAAUUGGAUUGAGGAGUUGACAAACCGAAGGAAAUUAGUUAUUUUUUGAGGGGUUUUAUGGUGAAAAUGGCUAGCUUGAUUGGUACAAACUUUUUAGUAUAGUUUCUAUGUAGGUUCUGAUAUGAUAGUUGUAUUUAGCAAGCAUAUUAUUUUGCAACUGAUUUUUGUUGUGACUGAAGUGGUGCAAAUUAUCAUGUGUAAUGCUCAGAAUUUUAAAUACUUGUCCAUUUUUUGAGGAUU